GCAGAGGCAGAYGAUUACAAGGACUUGGUGUGGAGAGGGAUGAGGAGACGUGACUUCUCUCUCUACAAGGAGUAUGCCACUGAUAGAUGUCCUGAUUUCAAGGAUUAUCCCUGGUCGGAGAAGAAUGAGGUCGUGGCUGAGGAAGUGAAGGAGAUACGAGACAUGGUGAAGGGAUUAACGAUACAGGUUACAGAGAUUGUGACCGCCACAGGGGUCACCGCCUACCGGGACAAACCUGGAGGGCCCUAUUCACUUCGCUGGGACCGUAGGAACAACGAUCCCUGGAGGAGUGUCGAGGAUAGAAAUCCUCGGAUGCUGAUUAAUUAUCGUACGAGGGGAAGAGAGAGAGACGAUGAAUCAUGGCGACGAAGGGACGAUGAGAUAGACCGAGACCGCAGAGAUCGCGAGCUGUUUGUGCGAGCAAGGAGGCUAGAUGAUUACCCCCGAAGCCCUCGCUAUGAGGCCGAUCGGGGUAGAGGCGACUCCCGCGACCGAUGGGAGUUAGAACAGGGCCGACGAGAUGGAUAUAGGGACGACAGAUACGAGAGGUCGGGUCAAGAUGGCUACAGAGGAAGUAGAUAUGAGAGAGGAGAUCGAGACUCGGAACGACAAGAUGGGUCGCGCGGACGGUUUGAGCGCGGGGGAGAUGCGAGAGAGCAGCGCGACGAGUCGCGGGGAUGGUACAACCGAGGGGAUCGACGCGAUGAGACACGAGGACGAUAUGACUCGGGGGACCGCCGGAAUGAUUCGCGAGGGCGGUAUGAGCAAGGAGGGUCUGGAGGAGACCGGCGCAACGAUUCGCGUGGUCGGAAUGAGAGAGGGGGAUAUGGCGUCUCAUCAGAACCAUAUCCCAAGUCGCCUGACCCCAAGGCGGCUAGGAAUUCGAUCUCUAGAGGUGCAGACGACAGGGCAUCUACUCCCAGAAACUCAUGCGUCUACUGUAGAGGAGAAGAUCAUAUCAAGAGGGAUUGCCCGGCAGCGUUCAUUCAUAAACGAAGCGGUGAACGAACCUUCGGCAAGAGUACGAUACACUAACAUAUAUGUGCGUGUAUAUCCCUUUGUGUCUCGCUGUGCUGCGCUUCACUCACCAAAUACGACAAGCCAGCGGA
Chara braunii is the source of this 1109-nucleotide messenger RNA. Lineage: Eukaryota; Viridiplantae; Streptophyta; Charophyceae; Charales; Characeae. The record is from the annotation of a GenBank genome assembly.